CCCACAGGGCAGCUUCCCCACACGGCCCCUUUAAUGUCCCCCUCCUGCUGGCCCCGGGGAGGCGGGGAAGGAGGGCGGCUUGGGGAGGACGGCGGCCUCCAGGGGCCGGCCGGUGGCGGGGGAGCGCCGCAGCGUGAGGGCGGCGGGAGCACGGGCUCUGGGUUUUCUUUUCCUUCGGGUGUUUUAGCCACCGACCCGGCGGCUUUGGUAGAGGCUGUGGGGGGGGAAUUUCCCCGUUCACAGCCUGCUGGGGACGGUAACACCGCCCUCGGCACCUCGGUUCUCCCGCGGGGGGCUAAGAGUGCCUCCUUGAUCCACGCAUUUUUUGGGAGAUAAACUGAAGACAGCGCUGCGUUUGGAGGCUGGAGUGGACGUUUAGGUACUUCGCCGUUGAUGCAGCCGACGUGGAUAUUUUGGAGAAGCUUAAAAGAAGAAUCAAUAAUGUCAGCGCUGAACUGGAAGCCCUUUCUCUAUGGAGGUUUAGCAUCAAUCACUGCAGAAUGUGGUACUUUCCCAAUUGAUCUGACUAAAACACGUCUGCAGGUUCAAGGUCAAGUUAAUGAUGCUAAAUAUAAAGAGAUCCGCUACCGUGGAAUGAUGCAUGCACUGGUCAGAAUAUGCAGAGAGGAAGGACUGAAAGCCUUAUACUCUGGGAUUGCACCUGCAAUGCUACGGCAAGCUUCAUACGGAACUAUAAAAAUAGGCACUUACCAGAGCUUAAAAAGAAUGUUUGUUGAGCAUCCAGAAGAUGAAACCCUGAUGAUAAAUGUUCUAUGUGGCAUUCUUUCGGGAGUAAUUUCAUCAUCUAUUGCCAACCCUACAGAUGUCUUAAAGAUCAGAAUGCAAGCCCAAGGUAGUGUGAUUCAAGGAGGAAUGAUGGGCAACUUUAUACAGAUCUACCAAACUGAAGGCACUAAAGGAUUAUGGAAGGGGGUGUCCCUGACAGCACAGAGAGCUGCUAUUGUUGUUGGAGUGGAACUGCCAGUGUAUGACCUUACCAAGAAGCACCUAAUCAUGUCUGGAUAUAUGGGAGACACAGUUUAUACACACUUCCUCUCCAGUUUUACGUGUGGGCUAGCUGGAGCCCUUGCAUCCAACCCAGUUGAUGUUGUGAGAACACGCAUGAUGAAUGAGAGAAGCCAACAAAACGUGGCACACUCAAACUACAAGGGUACUCUGGAUUGCUUGUUACAAACCUGGAAGAAUGAGGGCUUUUUUGCUCUUUAUAAAGGGUUUUGGCCAAACUGGCUAAGACUUGGUCCUUGGAAUAUCAUCUUCUUCCUGACAUAUGAACAGCUGAAGAAAUUAGACUUGUGAUGUACUGAAGUCUAUACCAAAUUCUUCUACCGCACUGUUUGAAUGUAGAGCAACUUGUAAGUUAUCUCGAGUAUCUUCUCUUCUUCCUGCCUGAGAUCUUGACCAGAGGAAGAGGUCAUCACAAGACUGUGGUCAGUCACCUAAAAGUGAUGUCAAGGCUCCUGUACCAUUGGUUUGCUCACAUGAUGAAGUGGAUGACGUGCACUAUUUUAUAGACUGAGCCAAAUGGGAUGGUAUUCCUUUUCAGCUCUUGAAGUAUUCCUGAAUGUGAAGAUCCCUAAUGUGACUUUCGCUGUCAAGACCCAGAUACACAGUGUUUUGUAAGUGUCAGACGUUAAGAACAAUUUUUAUUUUUCUAAAGGAAGAUAGGUACUACCAAAGCAUUGGGCUUUUACUGUUUUCAGAAGAGUACAAUAUUUGACUGCAAUAGUUCAGUUCCUAUUUAACUGCAAGUGCCAUGAGAUGUCUUCACAGCCUUUCGUUUUACCUGCUGCAAUACAAAAUCUGCUUCUGAUUUUAUAGAUGACCUGUGUUGCAAGUUCUGCUGACCUUGCUGGGAGUAAACCAACUUCACUGGCAGGUGGGGUUGAUACAGCUCUCGGUUGUGCGUGGUGUGAGGAGAGCUUUUUCCACUGUAUCAUUCUUGGUUUUCAGAGUAAGUGGUUUCUGAACAUAUUCUUACAUAAAUUUGAAUUAGGAAUGAGGUUCAGACAAGCCCAAGCUCAUCUGCCUGUCCUGGAAGGACAUUUCUGGUGUUGGAAAGAGCUACUUUGAUGUAUAAGUGCUAUGGGCAGUUACAAAGAUGAGAGGAAAAAAAAAAAAAAAGUUCUGCAUUGAGCAGUUCAGGCCAAUUAAUGUAGGUGCCAAUGCAAAAGAACAAAGGAAAUCCAAGAAAGACUGCUUUCAUUUCUUAAAGAAGUAAAAAACAAAAACAAAUCAAAACAACAAACUAACAAAAAAAAA
Messenger RNA from Oxyura jamaicensis (ruddy duck), 2280 nucleotides. It is a transcript of the gene SLC25A30, whose product is annotated as solute carrier family 25 member 30. Bases 394 to 1317 code for a protein of 307 amino acids. The transcript has 10 exons. Gene Ontology annotation, biological process: mitochondrial transport. Gene Ontology annotation, cellular component: mitochondrial membrane. Lineage: Eukaryota; Metazoa; Chordata; Aves; Anseriformes; Anatidae. The record is from RefSeq and is a predicted model, not a curated record.